This is a messenger RNA of Acanthamoeba castellanii str. Neff, 1356 nucleotides long. RefSeq lists its product as uncharacterized. The coding region runs from base 1 to 1356 and encodes 451 amino acids. Gene Ontology annotation, biological process: centrosome cycle; spindle assembly. The transcript has 4 exons. Gene Ontology annotation, molecular function: microtubule binding. Gene Ontology annotation, cellular component: cytoplasm; nuclear microtubule; centrosome. The record is from RefSeq and is a predicted model, not a curated record. NCBI's taxonomy places the organism in Eukaryota, Discosea, Longamoebia, Acanthamoebidae.
AUGGGAGACCUCGAAGGCCACGGUGUAGUGGACAAGGACUUCUCGUUCCUGAACGAGCCCUCAAUCGCGGAGGGCCAUCCGGCCGACAUCUCAUGCCUCGACACCACACUUACCAACAUCUCGAACAUUAACGACGUGUCUGCGCUCGGUGGACAAAAGCGACGAGGACCCGCAGCUACCGCCUCCACCUCUACAUCUUCAAAGAGAGAUCCAAGCAAAACGAGCCGUACGACCUCUUCUUCUGCCUCCUCUUCCGCCUCGCGUGCCCAUAAGGAAUCUCGUGAAUCUCGCCUCAACACGACAUCGCGCGAAUCUUCUGCACGCUCUACGAGUAGCUCUAGUACUGCCAAGACCACCUCCACUUCCAUGAAGGCUCCGCUAAGCAGCUCAAGAAAGGUGGGCCACACCGCGCCCUCGGCUACGAAGAAGCUGCUCGACACGACGGCGGCGGCGUCUGCCGACAAGCCCAAGCCAUCCAGGCGGCUCACCACCACAUCACACCCGACCACCAGCUCCUCCAGCUCGAGGCCCACAAAGCCCAGCACCAGCACCAGCAGCGGUACGAAACCACGCUCGACGGCAGGGAGCAGCAGCUCCAGCUCCAGCUCCGUCAAUGGAGCCACCGGUGGCGAAGCCAUGAGCGAUGCCAAGAGGCAGGCCAGCCGCAGCGCCAAGCUUGAGAAGCGACUUGCAGGCGUGGAAUCACGACCUGGAGAUCUUGUACAGCGUCCACCUGCAAUGGGUCUUUAUCAACGCUCGGGCAAGCCACGCGUUCUCAAAGCAGAAGGCAGAGGCGGAGGUACCACUCCAUCACCCCGAUGCUUCUACUACUUCUUCGACCUCACGAGAGCGUCGCAGCAACAACUCUACGCGGCCACGCAAGCGGUUGCCAAGCUGCGCGAGGAGGUCCGACGUGAACAGGCUCUGCUCGAGGGGAUCAAGUACGACCUCCACCUUGAAGAUGUCGUCAAUGCCCAGUACGCGUGCAUGCCUCUCCUGGAGGACAGCAUCGUAAAGAUCUCCCCGGCGUACAGUGAGCUGUCCACGGCCAUCGAGGCCACCACCCACCGACUCCCCACCACCGGCAUCAUCGUGCCGCCGCCUGCCGAGCUCAAUCAGGCUCUCAUUGAGGCCGAAGAGACCAUGGAUGACAUCCUCGAAGCAGUCGGCUCCCAGCUCGGCGCGCUGAGCGAGUACUCGCGGUCGACUGAGGGUCUGGUCGCGGUCCUGGGCGAAGAGCUCAAGGAGCUGAAAACGACCAAGGAGCUGCUCGUAGAGACGGACAUGCUGGAGAGCCAGAGGAGGAGCCUGCUGAUCCAGUACAUCCAAGAGCACGGCCAUCGGCCCGACGAGUGA